AUGCGUGGGUAUUGGAGAUCGCUAUUAUGUGUCUCCAGGUACUGGAGAUCGCUCUCAAACCUCGUAGCAUCGCUGCUGAACUCCAUCCAGUCGAUCGCGUCGCUGUUGCUGCUGCUGUUCCUCUUCAUCAUCAUCUUCGCGCUGCUGGGCAUGCAGGUCUUCGGCGGACGCUUCAACUUUGACCCCACGGCCAACAAACCAAGACACAACUUCGACAGCUUCACCCAGGCCAUGCUCACCGUCUUCCAGAUCCUGACGGGCGAGGACUGGAACGUGGUAAUGUACGACGGCAUCCGCGCGUACGGCGGCGUGGCAAGCUUCGGCAUGGUUGCCUGCUUCUACUUCAUUAUCCUCUUCAUCUGCGGCAACUACAUCCUGCUGAACGUCUUCUUGGCCAUCGCGGUGGACAACUUGGCUGACGCGGACGCUCUUGGCGACGGAGAGGGCGAAGGCGAAGGUGGAGAGGCUGCCCCUGAACCUGUUCUGGAUGGUGAAGGCAACCCCAUUGAGCCCGAAGGGGAGGAGGGGGAUGAAGCAGCAACUGAACCUGCCACGGACAAAAUGAACCACGUCCCAGCGGGUGGUGAUGCUGCAGGAGCAAACCAAGUGAAAGUGGUCAUGGAAGAUGAUAAGAAUAAGAAAGACAAAGAGGGACAAAAAUACGACGACUACGGUGAUGUAGACGAAGACGGGAAUUAUAACAACGAAGAAGAAGAAGUGGCCGAUGAUGGCGCCGACGAUGACCAAGAUAUUCUCAACAAAAUAGAACCCAUUCCUAAAUCGUCGUCUUUCUUCGUCUUUAGCCACACCAACAGCUUCCGCGUGUUCUGCCACACGGUGUGCAACCACAGCCUCUUCGGCAACGUCAUCCUCGUGUGUAUCCUCAUAUCCUCCGGCAUGCUGGCCGCCGAGGAUCCUCUCAGCUCCAACUCCAGACGCAACCAGAUCCUGAACUACUUCGACAUCUUCUUCACGUCGGUGUUCACCGUCGAGAUCUGCCUUAAGACCAUCACGUACGGCUUCGUGCUGCACGACGGCGCCUUCUGCCGCUCAGCCUUCAACCUCCUCGAUCUGCUCGUCGUCGCCGUGUCGCUCAUUUCCUUCUCAUUCAAAGACGGCGCGAUCUCUGUGGUGAAGAUCCUGAGGGUGCUACGUGUACUCAGGCCGCUGCGUGCCAUCAACAGGGCCAAGGGUCUCAAGCGCGUGGUGCAAUGCGUGAUCGUCGCCAUCAAGACCAUCGGCAACAUCAUGCUCGUGACGUGCUUGCUGGAGUUCAUGUUUGCUGUGAUAGGCGUGCAGCUCUUCAAGGGCAAGUUCUACAUGUGUUCGGAUGUAUCCAAAGACGUCAACGCUACUUGCCAGGGGCAGUUCAUCAUGUACAAGGAUGGUGACGUAACCAAACCGUACGUGGAGAAGCGUGAGUGGAACCAGCACGACUUCCACUUCGACAACGUAGCGAAGGCGAUGCUCACCCUCUUCACCGUGUCCACCUUCGAGGGCUGGCCCGGGUUGUUGUACGUCUCGAUCGACUCUAACGCAGAAGACGAAGGGCCGGUGCACAAUUAUCGUCAAAUGGUCGCCAUUUACUACAUCAUCUACAUCAUCAUCAUUGCCUUCUUCAUGGUGAACAUCUUCGUUGGUUUCGUUAUCGUCACAUUCCAGAACGAGGGCGAACAAGAAUACAAGAAUUGUGAGCUCGACAAAAAUCAGCGGAAUUGCAUCGAGUUUGCACUGAGCGCCAAGCCUGUGCGUCGAUAUAUCCCCAAAAACUGGCUGCAGUACAAGAUCUGGUGGUUCGUUACGUCGCAGCCUUUUGAGUACGCAAUCUUCAUUCUGAUUAUGUUGAACACUGUGAGCCUGGCUAUGCAGUUCCAUGGUCAGCCUAAGGCCUACACUCAGGCUCUGGAUGUACUCAACCUCAUCUUCACGGCUGUGUUCGCUCUGGAGUUUGUCUUCAAAGUCAUGGCUUUCCGUUUCAAGAACUAUUUCGGCGACCCAUGGAACGUGUUCGACUUCAUCAUCGUGCUCGGCAGCUUCAUCGAUAUCGUGCACUCUGAGGUCAAGCCAGGCUCGAACUUGUUCUCCAUAAACUUCUUCCGGCUGUUCCGCGUGAUGCGCCUCGUCAAGCUCUUGUCAAAAGGGGAAGGCAUUCGUACGCUCUUGUGGACCUUCAUCAAGAGCUUCCAGGCCCUGCCUUACGUCGCCCUCCUCAUCCUCCUCCUCUUCUUCAUAUACGGCGUCGUCGGCAUGCAGGUGUUUGGUAAGAUCGAAAUGGACGAUUCAACACAAAUUCACCGCAACAACAACUUCCAGACCUUUUUCCAGGCUGUGAUGAUUCUCUUCAGGUCAGCAACUGGUGAAGCAUGGCAGGAAAUUAUGUUGUCGUGUCUGCCGUUCCGUGGCUGCGACAAGGCGUCCGAGGGCUACAAGCCUGAGGACAACUGCGGUUCCCUCAUCGCUUACCCUUACUUCAUCUCAUUCUACACCCUCUGCUCCUUCCUGAUCAUCAACUUGUUCGUGGCGGUCAUCAUGGAUAACUUCGACUACCUGACCCGUGAUUGGUCCAUCCUGGGCCCUCAUCACCUCGAUGAGUUCAUUACCCUCUGGUCAGAGUACGAUCCUGAUGCCAAGGGUAGGAUCAAGCACCUCGAUGUCGUCACUCUGCUCCGCAAGAUAUCGCCGCCUCUUGGCUUCGGCAAGCUUUGUCCGCAUAGAGUCGCUUGUAAAAGACUGGUGGCGAUGAACAUGCCUCUUAACACGGACGGAACGGUCAUGUUCAACGCUACAUUGUUUGCCCUCGUACGCACUUCCCUCAGGAUCAAAACUGAGGGCAACAUUGACGAUGCUAACGAAGAGCUACGCGCUGUCAUCAAGAAGAUCUGGAAGAGGACGAACAUGAAACUUUUAGACCAAGUCGUACCGCCCGCUGGUCUGGAGGACGAGGUGACUGUAGGCAAGUUCUACGCGACGUUCCUCAUCCAGGAUUACUUCAGAAGGUUCAAGAAGAAGAAGCAGGAUCUUAAGGACGCUGUUGAGCGCGACCCUAGCAACACCAUCACCUUGCAAGCCGGUUUACGUACGCUGCACGAGGCUGGACCAGAACUGAAGCGGGCCAUUUCCGGCAACCUGGAUGACAUGCGCGACGAUGACAUCCCAACACACAGACGUAAUCACUCACUAUUUGGAUCGGUGUGGUCAUCAAUGAAGGGACGAAGGCUCCCACGCACUCGCUCCCUCAGAGUGGGAGCCGCUCAGCACGCCAAAGUGUCGCCGAGUGCGUCUAUAGGGUACACCUCCUCUCCAUCCGGGGAGCUGUCCCUCCCCAACGCUACGCCGGCGCUCCCCACGCCAAGCCUUGCCAGACGUGGCGACCGAGCAUCCUUCCAUGGUCGAGGUAGCGCCCGGCCUCUAACAUUUCCAACCACCACUCCAUCUACCAAUCGUCUGCCUUCUCUUGCUCAUCAUCCUCCUACUCACCCUAGACCUACGCUUCCAAUCCCACCACGACCAACUGCUUCCCAUCACAGAACCCUACCCAAUGUUCCUUGCACCUCUACCUUUUCGGCCAAAGCAUCAGCAAUACUGUCAAAGGACUCCCAGUUACUAUCAGUCAAAAGUUUACUACAACAAGUGGCUUCUUUGACACCACGCGCUGUCUUGGCUUCUCUAUCGCCACGACCAUGCCAUCGUUUCCUCCCACGUCCUCCUCUUGUGCAAUCUCAUUCUCAUCCUAAUUUGAAUUCAUCAUCUUCAUCGUCAUACUCGUCAAAUGAAUCUAUUUGUUCGCAAACGGAAACUCCAAGACUCAGACGGAAAAGUCGGCGAAAAGACACGAGCGAAAUUUCAUCGAUGGCUUCUGAAGUUGCUUCGGGUAAAAUACGGAUCCCUGAACAUUCUCCUGUCUAUGAAUUUAGGUCUCAAUGCAACCCUAAAAAUCCGCACAAAUGUCAUAAAACGCGCUUGAUACGACCCACACAAGUGAGUAGGCUCUCCAAUAGAAGUGACUGUUGUCAUUUCUUCAAUAGGGCUUCUCAUAUAUGUCGCUACCAAGACGAUGGGUGUCACAAUAGCCCACCCCCUCCGGCUCCUUCGCAGUCCCCUAUAACAAUUUCUCCCCAUCACACCGCAGAUUUGGAGAGAGAAGAAUCUCUUGACGACUCCCCUAACACUCUCAACCCGGAUACAAUGUUAGUAGGCGCAACUGCAUUCACCUUCCCAACCGCUUCAACAUACGAUCUUCCUUACGAACCAACCACUGAACCUGAAUUGCACCAGUUUGACGAGUCAAGAGUUUCCCCUACUCAUGAUUUAGUUGCUGGCGUCGAAUCUGAUCUACAAUCAUUGUAUUAUACCGGAGAAAAUUUUCCAGACGAAGUCGCUACCAUACCGAGAACGUCACGCGUUAGGUCUUACAGCAUCAUGUCCCCAUCCUACCAUUUACUUCACCCGUACCUUCAUGAAGAUCGAGUGCCGUCUCCUCCUAGGUCAUCUCUUUCUUCUCCUAGGUCUCGCCUUCCGCUGCAUUUGAAAUCCGUGCAGCUUUUACCAGAAAACGAGACUUCCAUCGGAAAUCCAUCAGUUAAAGCUUACGAUCUACCAGUUCGUAACGCCGACGAUGAUGACUGCAGUUCACGUAUCGUGGAUGAGUGGGACGAAUCAACCACCGAUGCCGUCUCCAAAAAGUUUGCCGCUCUUUUCACUCAAGAUGUUCCUUGUCCAUUGCCAUCUUCCAUUCGUGGUGUCAGCGUACCAACAACGUCUGUCAUCUACUCAACGGUUGUUACUACCAGUGCAACCGGGGUUUCUGUUCCAUCAUCAAGCACUCCCAUCCACACUUCAAUCGUUCAUAAAAUACAGGACACUUUCAGACGAAAAGACAGACUAAGUCGUUUUGGCCAAAACCCGUCUCAAUCUUCCUCUAAAAUAUCUUCUCAGACGCAUCGUUUCGAGGGCCCCUAUUCGUCUACAUCUGUCAUGUCGCUUUCGCUUAGGUAAUAUUCUGCCAAAUUCGGCGGCAUUUUUUGUGCAUUUGCUCAACAGUUGCUUCUCUUGCUGCGUCUUAUUGAAUGCAGAACUAAAUAAAAUACAGUGAUUCAGAAUGCUUCUACUUUCAUGCUGUCUAAACUUUAUCAAUCAUGAAAUCAUGACUUCUUAUUUGGUAUAGUGAGAGCUCCAAUUUUUUUUUAUUCAUUCAAAAUGCUCAAGGACU
Molecule: messenger RNA, 5209 nt
Organism: Hyalella azteca
Lineage: Eukaryota; Metazoa; Arthropoda; Malacostraca; Amphipoda; Hyalellidae
Product: voltage-dependent calcium channel type D subunit alpha-1
Exons: 26
Coding region: 1-4995 (1664 amino acids)
Biological process (GO): calcium ion import across plasma membrane
Cellular component (GO): voltage-gated calcium channel complex; membrane
Molecular function (GO): high voltage-gated calcium channel activity
Source: RefSeq, a predicted model, not a curated record